UCUCAGCGCGCGCUCCGGGGUUCCUGGGGCGCUAAGAAGCAGAGUGUGUAGCUGCGAGUCCCAGGUUCUCCGCCCAGCCCGCAGUCUAGAGCUGGCGUUGGCAGGCAGGAAAGCGGGCUAGACAAGGUGGCCUCCCAGUCCCGCAGAUCGCUGUCCUCCGCCCCGCCGAGGCCACUGGCAGCCUCCCGGGUCCAGUUGGAGAGGCGGUACCCAGUCACUCCCCCUGCCGCCUGCCGUUUCCUAGAGGCUUGAAACCAGUUUGUUUGUUUCGCCCCGGUGGUGUGGACUUGUCUCGCGGGGCGUUGCCCCGAACCGGACGGAGUCAAGCCUGAAGGUUUAGCCAAAGGCUGGUCUCAGGGUGUCUCAGUGCCCCGCUUUCACACUGCACCGUGAGCUGCUGCUGCUGCUGCUUCGGCAGACCUGGUUUUUCCUUUCAGGAUGUCAUUUUUGAAAUGCGGGAAGGUGCUUCUGCCUCGAUAAGUCCCCUAGGAAGACUUCUAAACUGCUAACCCUAGUCUGAUGCUUAUCGAUCGCCACCGUUAUUCCUACUAACGUCCUGUGCCAUGGAGUGUAUCUGUUAAGAUGCUUUAGGGAAGAACCAUGGAGAAGUAUGCUAGACUACAGAAGAUAGGAGAAGGUUCCUUUGGAAAGGCUAUCCUUGUCAAAUCUACUGAAGAUGGACGGCAUUAUGUUAUCAAGGAAAUUAGCAUCUCUAGAAUGUCCAAUAAAGAAAGGGAAGAAUCCAGGAGAGAAGUUGAUUUGUUGGCAGACAUGAAGCAUCCAAAUAUUGUCCAGUAUAAAGAAUCAUUUGAAGAAAAUGGCUGUCUUUACAUAGUGAUGGAUUACUGUGAAGGAGGGGAUCUGUUUAAACGAAUAAAUGCUCAGAAAGGCAUUUUGUUUCAAGAGGAUCAGAUCUUGGACUGGUUUGUACAGAUAUGUUUGGCCCUGAAACAUGUUCAUGAUAGAAAAAUUCUUCAUCGAGACAUAAAAUCGCAGAAUAUAUUUUUAACCAAAGAUGGGACUGUACAACUGGGAGAUUUUGGAAUUGCUAGAGUUCUCAAUAGUACUGUAGAUCUGGCUCGAACUUGUAUAGGAACUCCCUACUACUUAUCACCUGAAAUCUGUGAAAAUAAGCCUUAUAAUAAUAAAAGUGACAUUUGGGCUCUUGGUUGUGUCCUGUAUGAGAUGUGUACUCUUAAACAUGCAUUUGAAGCUGGCAGUAUGAAAAACCUGGUACUGAAGAUAAUAUCUGGAUCUUGUCCUCCUGUGUCUUUGCACUAUUCUUCUGAUCUCCGCAAUUUGCUUUCUCAGUUAUUUAAAAGAAAUCCCAGGGAAAGACCAUCAGUCAACUCCAUAUUGGAAAAAGGUUUCAUAGCCAAACGCAUUGAAAAGUUUCUUUCGCCUCAGCUUAUUGCAGAACAAUUUUGUCUAAAACCGUAUUCCAGGUUGAAAGCCCUGCCAGCUAAAAGACCAGCUUCAGGACAAAGUGUUGCUUCUCCAGUGUCUGCUCAGAAAAUCACAAAACCAGCUGCUAAAUAUGGAGUAUCUUUACUGCAUAAGAAAAAUGGGGAUAAAAAAUUAAGUGAAAAGAAACCACUUCAAAAAUAUAAACAGGGCCCUCAGGCUGCACUGAAGAAAAUGAAUCCUGGAGAAGAAAGGAGGAAAAUGUUUGAGGAACCACCAAGAAAGAAAAAGUUGGAAUUAAUUGAAAAGGAGAAGAAGUCGAAGGACCAGAUUAGUUUCUUGAGGGCUGAACAGAUGAAAAGGCAAGACAAGGAGAGGUUGGAGAGAAUAAAUAGGGCCAGAGAACAAGGAUGGAGAAAUGUGCUAUGUGCUGGUGGAAGUAGUGAAGUAAAGGCUUCCUUUUUUGGUGUUGGAGGGGUUGCGGCUCCAUCUUGUUCUUCUCGAGGAAAAUACGAGCAUUAUCAUGCUAUUUUUGAUCAAAUGGAGCAACGAGUGGCAGAUAGUGAAGCCAAAUGGAAAGAAAUUUGUGACCAAAGACUUUCAGAAAGAGGAAUUCCACCUGGAGUACAUCCAGGAUUUCCUAAUGGGGCUGCGGGUCAUCACCAUAUCCCCGAGACUGAUGCUAUUAGAAAAACUUUGAAAAGAUUGAAGGCCGUGCCUAAACAAGCCAGUGCAAACAGGCAGAGGGGACAGAUAGAUGUGGAAAGAGAUCAGCAAGUGAAAGAGUUUCUCCAGCGAAAACAUGAAGCAAGGCAGAAUAAAGCUCGAGCUGAAGGUCAUAAGGGAAUCCUGCAAAACCUGGCAACUAUGUAUGGAGGCAGGCCCAGCUCUUCAAGAGGAGGGAAGCCAAGAAACAAAGAGGAGGAGGUUUAUCUGGCAAGGCUAAGACAAAUACGACUGCAAAAUUUCAAUGAACGCCAACAGAUUAGAGCCAAACUUCGUGGUGAAAAGAAAGAAGCUAAUGGUUCUGAAGGGCAAGAAAGAAAUGAGGAGGCUGAUGCAAGGUGUAAAAAAACAGAAAUACUUAAGGCCCAAGCAAAUACACGUGCCGCUAUACUAAAAGAGCAAUUAGAGCGAAAGAGGAAAGAGGCGUAUGAGAGAGAAAAGAAAGUCUGGGAAGAACAGCUGUUCACUAAAGGACUGAGGAGUUCUGAUGGGACACUGCCUUUGGGCCAGUGUGACGCAGGUGGCUCGCCAUCAAAGCAGCAAAUGAGACCUGCCAUUUCGGUGACUUCUGCUUUGAAAGAAGUGGGUCUGGACAGAAGUUUAACUGGUACUGAAGAAAACUCAGAAGAAUGGCAAAAGACUAAUGAUAUUAUCUCAAAUAAACAGGAAAUACUACGCAGAUUAAAUCAAAAUCUUAAAUCUCAAGAAGAUGAAAAAGGAAUGCAGGAUCAGUUUGAGACGUGUGAACUUGCUCAUGAAGAUGCCAAAGAACAUGAUAAAGAAAAAUCGGGAUCAUCGGAUCGCAAAAAGUGGGAGGCUGGAGGUCAACUUGUGCUUCCUGUGGGUGAUUUAACAUUGGAAGCAUCCUUCUCUGCAAGUGAAAAUCAUACAGUGGGAGACGUUAUUAAAUUAGAUCCUGGUGGGUCUCCAAGAAGAGUCUGGGGGAAAAGCCCUACGGACUCUGUUCUCAAGAUACUUGGAGAAGCUGAACUACAGCCACAGACAGAACUUUUGGAAAGCACAGCCAUGAGAAAUGAACCCGAUGACUUAGAAGCAGAAGUUCUAGAGGAGCCAAGUGGAGUAAGCAAAGUUGAUCACUUGCCGUGUGCUGUUGAUGUGUGGAUAAGUGAGGUGACUGAAACAAAAGAAACAGAAUUGGAAACUAGGAUUAUAUUUCAGCAAAGUCAAAUUUCUGAAGAUGGAGCUCAGAGGAAUGUGGACCAGCUUGAUGAAGUUGGUACUGAAUCUCAAGUAGAUGAUUCUCAGCACUCUAAAUGUGAUGCAGAUAAGUCUGUGAAACCAGAACCAUUUUUCCAGAAGGUGGUUCAUCCUGAACACUUGAACUUAGCCUCUCAAAUUCAAUCAAUUCUCUGUUCUCCGGAAGAAUCCCUUCCACUUCGAUCUCGCUCUGAUUCACCACCAAAAACUAAAAGUAAGAAUUCCUUGCUGAUUGGACUUUCAACUGGUCUAUUUGAUGCAAACAAUCCAAAGAUGUUGAGGACAUGUUCACUUCCAGAUCUCUCCAAGCUGUUUCGAACACUGAUGGACGUUCCUAUUGUAGGAGAUAUGCGCCAGGACAAUCUUGAGAUAGAUGAAAUCGAAGAUGAGCACAUUAAAGAAGGGCCCUCUGACUCCGAAGACAUUGUGUUUGAAGAAGCUGAUACAGAUUUGCAAGAGCUCCAGGCCUCAAUGGAACAGUUACUUCGAGAGCAGCCUGGGGAAGAAUACAGUGAGGAGGAAGAGUCAGUCCUGAAGAACAGUGACGUGGAGCCAAGUGCCAAUGGCCCCGAGCUGCCCGAUGAGGAUGACAAUCCCAGCAGUGCGAGCGCCCUGAACGAGGAGUGGCACUCAGAUAACAGUGAUGAUGAAAUUACUAGUGAAUGUGAAUAUGAUAGUGUAUUUAACCAUUUAGAGGAACUGCGACUUCACCUGGAACAGGAAAUAGGCUUUGAAAAGUUCUUUGAGGUUUAUGAGAAAAUGAAAGCUAUUCAUGAAGAUGAAGAUGAAAAUAUUGAGACUUGUUCAACAAUAAUUCAGAAUAUUUUGGGAAACGAACAUAAGCAUCUUUAUUCCAAGAUUCUUCAUUUAGUUAUGGCAGAUGGAGCCUAUCAAGAAGAUAAUGAUGAGUGAUCGUCACAGCAGUCCUUAAUCAUCAACUCUGUGAAAGCAUUUAAAUUUGGCUUAUCAGAAUAACAAGACCAAUAGGAACUGUAAAAUUUUUAAUAAAUGAAAUACAAGAUAUAAGGUGGGCAUGCCAAUUGCAUGGAAGAAAGUGAGAAAAUGCUAUUUUUCAGUUGAGAUCUAGUAAUGCGCACUUUGCUUGCUGAGUUCUAUUGGUAGUCACCUUUUAUAACAUGUAUACUUUAUCCAACCAAAGCAUAAGGAGAUAUUGACCUGGAACUGGACUUAAUGUUCCUGAAAACCUACCAUGCUGUGGGUAACUUGGACUUUUACCAACGUCUUUAGGUUGAAAGAAUUAUCUGUGUUGUAAAAAACCUGCCUGUAUUUAUUUAAGUUUUUAAGCAUGACCUUUUCUCCUUUCUGUUUAUGUCCAUUGGCAGCAAUUCUGCAAAAAGUAACCUCAUUGAGGGCGCUGUUAAGUUUUCACAUUUUAAAAUGGACAAUUUAGCCUUAAACUUUACAUUCUCAGUUAUUUUUCAACUAUUGUGUUUUUUGAACAACUUGGGUGAAAGAAAUUGUUGAAAAUUUGAUUAUGAAGGAUAGCAAUAUUGUAUUCCUGAUAUUAAAAAAUGUUGAUAAUUACAGCUAUUUUUCUUUAAGGACCAAAACCAGAUAUAUAUCUAGAAAUUAGUCUGAGAAUUUUAACACUGUGUCUGUAACAUAAAGUUGCCCUUUUUGUUGUUACUUACUCUCAUGCAUCUGUCUCAAGGACAGCAGGAGGUUAAAAAGAGGGAAGAAAGUGUGUUUAUUUUUAACACUAAAGCAGUUUGGUAACUAGUAUCUCAAGGUGGGAAUAUUUUCCUCUUUUACUUAUUUCUACUAUAUGAGAGAAUUAAGUCAGUCAAUAUGAUAAUGAUCUGUUACCGUAUGUCAAGUAUUAUAUGGGUUCAUGAAAGAUGUCUAAAGUUCAGGUGAUUUGAGUUAAAAAAAAAUCCUAAUUUUUGAAACAGUAUAAAACAACCUGAUUGGCCUAAUCUAUAAACUUAACAAUAAAAUCUUAC
Molecule: messenger RNA, 5312 nt
Organism: Sorex fumeus (smoky shrew)
Lineage: Eukaryota; Metazoa; Chordata; Mammalia; Eulipotyphla; Soricidae
Gene: NEK1
Product: NIMA related kinase 1
Exons: 34
Coding region: 601-4260 (1219 amino acids)
Biological process (GO): protein phosphorylation
Molecular function (GO): ATP binding; protein kinase activity
Source: RefSeq, a predicted model, not a curated record